Molecule: messenger RNA, 1860 nt
Organism: Rhodofomes roseus
Lineage: Eukaryota; Fungi; Basidiomycota; Agaricomycetes; Polyporales; Fomitopsidaceae
Exons: 4
Coding region: 245-1687 (480 amino acids)
Source: RefSeq, a predicted model, not a curated record
CAUUCCCUCGAAGAGUACCUGCAGGGGACGUCUACGUCGCUUGAGCCCCCGUCUGCGACGAGCCCAAUGUCCCCCAAUCUGGCUCCUGGCAUGCCUUACCAUCAUUAUCGACAACACCUUGGUGUGGACCACGGCGACGCCGAAGCAGAUCCGCUGACGGCCGAGUUAUCGCUCAUUCGCGAGGCCAUCCGUCGUCUGCAAGCCAGAGCACGCCAGAUUGAAUCUGUGCAGCGCGCCCGUGGCGAUGCGGGUACCGAAAAUCCGCACUCUGUCUCCGAGGACAGAGAGCCUCCCUCGUCAAGUCGGUCAACUGCAAACGGUUCGUUCCUUCGAUUCUGGAAUCUGCUCCGCUUAUACUAUCUCAGGGUAUGACGAUCUGCUCUCUGCGAACCACGACCCGUUGUCGCUUGCCGCGUCCAACCGCUUCCGUCGGUCACUCUAUACCACACGCCCUGGCCCGUCGAAUUCACUCAUGUCUGAGAACGCCGCAGAGUUCCGGAGCAGAAGGGCUCGCGAGCAGUUGUCAUCGAUCUCUGGUGUCAACAACGGCCGAACAAGUCCGAUAGAUGAGCCCCGUUUCGCCCCUGCAGAUUGGUCGCUUCCGAGUUUUCGGGGCUCGACGCGGGCGAGCGAGCAGGACAGCACCGAUUCACGGAGAAGUCAGACUUCACGAGCGAGACCAACGACUCUGGAACCUGACCCGUUCGAUUCUGAUUAUGGCUUGUCCCAUACAGGGACCGAACUGAAUCACCCGCAAUUUAAUUCGCUAUGGCAACCUCUUCCGUCUUUGAGUGGGGGCGCAGAUCCAGACGAAAGCCUCGACUUUCCCGACCUGAUGCUUAGGCGAAACUCGCCUCCACCCCGCAAUGCUGCGAAUACAACGGCGGCUACCAGAGCGGCCAGUGCGUUGCAUCGCGCGCCAUACGGUGCGCUCGAGCAGUGGCUACUCGGCGGCCCUGACGACACUGCGUCCGCGGCACAGACAGAGACACAGCGGCCAAGAGCAGCGGACGCAAAUAGGGCCCGCACCGUUCCUCAUUCUGAUAGACCCCCUCGCGUAAUGUCGUAUCAGCCUCUGUCUGCGAGAAUGGCGGAUGCAGAUCGAAGGGCACAGCUCGAGUCCAUGGCUUCCGACGCAGGCGUCUCGGUCGAGGAGCUCACAAGACGUGGGAUGUCAAGACUCGUCGCAAUACGGGAGAGGCGCACUGCUACGGCGCCAGCCAACCGCAACGCGCCGCGCCCAGCUGCCAGACCGUCAUCUCCCGGAUCCCGCAGGGCAGAACGUGACACUGAACAAAGCAGAUCUGACUAUGACCUCGACGCGAGAGCGGAGCUGCGAGCGUCCAUUGCUCCACCCAGAAUCUACGACUCGCCGCCGCGAUCGACAUCUAGAACCGUUCCUUCAGCUGCAAGUGCUUCACGCCGACCGUCAGUCACUGGGGAGACUUCAGCAAGGACUGCACCAACUGUGCGCUUCAACGUAGAUUCAUUCCACGAAGGUCCCUUCCGAGCGUCGAUCCAGCGAUCACUGGAGCUGCAGAACAUGACAUCUGAGGUGACCCGUCCCAGUUCACGCACUGUUCCUCGCGACUCUGGAGCUCCUUCUUUGCCGCCUCUUCGCUUCCAGCGUCUCUCGACCGAACGUCUGGUACGUCAUUGCACAAGUCUUGAGCUGCUGGAGAGCUGACUAUACCAUAAGCCUCCAUUUCGGAGCAUAUCUCGCUCUGCGUCUGGAGAGUGGGAAGAAUCAGAGUACUCAGCCGACCCCACCCGGAAUCCUUACUCAACCAUCUCCUUAUUGGACGGCCCGUCAAAUCCACACUGGGACUCGCUACUGCAUUGGACUAUGUCGCGCGACCC